This is a messenger RNA of Ornithodoros turicata, 1035 nucleotides long. RefSeq lists its product as uncharacterized. NCBI's taxonomy places the organism in Eukaryota, Metazoa, Arthropoda, Arachnida, Ixodida, Argasidae. The transcript has a single exon. The coding region runs from base 1 to 1035 and encodes 344 amino acids. The record is from RefSeq and is a predicted model, not a curated record.
AUGAGAAUGGGAUACAUUCAGAAAACAGAGUGGAAGCGCCUGGACGACACCCUUCGACCACUUAUUAAGAAGACACUAUACCUGCCAAAAAGUGCUACAUCAGGCUACAUCUAUGGGAGCCCGCAAACUGGCGCAUGCGGAGUGCCUCACGCUGCCGAGCUAAGCGACAUAUGCCGCAUUGAUACGGCUUACAAACUACUAACAUCCCCGGACCAGACUGUUGCCGACCUAGCCAGCGCAGCCCUGAUGACCUCAGCCGUGAAACGCUCCCGGAACGAAGACUUUGCGCCCGAACUCGCAGCGUACCUAUCGGGUGAGGGAGGAGUCUUUGAAGGGCCAUCCCGGGGGAUAAAGAACAUAUGGACAGAGGCAAGGAAGGCAUCAAAGAGAAAUUCCAUCACUUGGGAGUUCCGACCCGAAGGCCCAGAGCUUACGACAGGCGACACAACCAUCAACGCCAUGCAAAGAAACAAAGUUGUGUCAACACUUCGCCGCAAGCUAACCGCCACAAGGGAUGACCAUCUGCAAUCCCUUCCCAAUCAAGGGAAGGUGCUGGAAUGCGUGGCGCUUGACCGCUCCAGCACGCACUUUAUGAGAACUGGAAUGUUCACACGCUUCGCAGACUGGAGGUUCAUCCACCGGGCCCGUUUGAACCUGUUGCGGUUAAACGCAGCAAGACCAUGGGAGCAAGGAUACAAGCGAUGCAGGAGGUGCGGCGCCGAACUAGAGACCCUACCCCACGUGGCGAACCACUGCAUGCGCUACUCUGCACUCUACACGGCCCGCCACAACAAGAUCGUCAGGUGGAUCAGGCAAGCAGCAGAGGCACGAUACACUGUGUUCUCGGAGAACCAGGCGAUAGGAGACACUGGACUGAGGCCGGACCUUGUUGUCGCACGAGGAGAAGAAGCGAUUGUGUACGACGCCACAGUUGUGUUUGACAAUCGACAGGAAGCCUUCCGCAACGCAAGAGCCGAGAAAGAGCAAAAAUACAGCGUCGUACGGAUCACCUGCGACAAAGGUUUCAGCGGGUGA